GGAGGAUGGAGACGCUGGCGUUCGUGGCAACCGUUGGGGCCGCGCGAGAGGCGGUGGCCGCGUAGGCGGCGGGGCCAUGGCGGCAGAGCGCUGUCGCUGCGCUCCCUGAAGCGCGCUUCCCAUGGGCGCGCUGAGCAGCCGAGUGCUGCGACAGCCGGGCCGAGCCCGAGCGCAGCCGGAGCCGGAGCCGGAGCCGGGCCCUGGGGUGGGGGGCUCCGCUCGGAGGCUGGAGGCUGGCCACGAUGCAGCCGACCGCAGCUUCUGCUACUGUCCCGGCGGACGCAAGCGCAAGCGCAGCAGCGGGUCCUUCUGCUACUGUCACCCCGACUCCGACACGGACGAGGACGAGGGUGACCAGCAGCAGCGACUCCUUAACACGCCUCGGAGGAAAAAAUUAAAGAGUACAUCUAAGUAUAUUUAUCAAACAUUGUUUCUGAAUGGUGAAAACAGUGAUAUCAAGAUCUGUGCUCUUGGAGAAGAAUGGAGCCUACACAAAAUAUAUUUAUGCCAAUCUGGCUAUUUUUCUAGCAUGUUCAGUGGUUCCUGGAAAGAAUCCAGCAUGAAUAUUAUUGAACUGGAGAUUCCUGACCAGAAUAUUGACGUAGAAGCACUGCAGGUUGCAUUUGGGUCACUGUAUCGAGAUGACGUCUUAAUAAAACCCAGUCGAGUUGUUGCCAUUUUGGCAGCAGCUUGUAUGCUGCAAUUGGAUGGUUUAAUACAACAAUGUGGUGAGACAAUGAAGGAAACAAUUAAUGUGAAAACUGUGUGUGGCUAUUACACAUCAGCAGGGACCUAUGGAUUAGAUUCUGUAAAAAAAAAGUGCCUUGAGUGGCUUCUAAAUAAUUUGAUGACUCACCAGAGUGUUGAACUUUUUAAAGAACUCAGUAUAAACGUUAUGAAACAGCUCAUUGGUUCAUCUAAUUUAUUUGUGAUGCAAGUGGAGAUGGAUGUAUAUACAGCUUUAAAAAAGUGGAUGUUCCUUCAACUGGUGCCUUCUUGGAAUGGAUCUUUAAAACAGCUUUUGACAGAAACAGAUGUCUGGUUUUCCAAAUGGAAAAAGGAUUUUGAAGGGAUGACCUUUCUUGAAACUGAGCAAGGAAAACCAUUCAUAUCGGUGUUCAGACACUUACGGUUACAGUAUAUUAUUAGUGACUUGGCUUCUGCAAGGAUCAUUGAACAGGACUCUUUAGUACCUACAGAAUGGCUGUCUUCAGUGUAUAAGCAGCAGUGGCUUGCUAUGCUCCGGGCAGAACAAGACAGUGAAGUGGGGCCUCAAGAAAUCAACAAAGAAGAACUAGAGGGAAAUAGCAUGCGGUGUGGUAGAAAGCUUGCCAAGGAUGGUGAAUACUGCUGGCGGUGGACAGGUUUUAACUUUGGCUUCGACCUUCUUGUAACUUACACCAAUCGGUUCAUCAUUUUCAAACGCAAUACACUGAAUCAGCCGUGUAGCGGAUCUGUCAGUUUACAGCCCCGAAGGAGCAUAGCAUUUAGGUUACGCUUGGCCUCUUUUGAUAGUAGUGGGAAACUAAUAGGUAAUAGAACAACUGGCUAUCAAAUACUUACACUUGAAAAGGAUCAGGAGCAAGUGGUGAUGAACUUGGACAGCAGGCUGCUGAUCUUCCCUUUGUAUAUCUGCUGUAACUUCUUGUAUAUAUCGCCAGAAAAAAAAACUGAAAAUAAUCAUCACCCAGAAAAUCCAGAAAACUGAGGAUCGCAUCAGGUAGAAACAGUAGCACUUUGAGGACUUUCUAGGCCAGCUUCAAUGUAAUGGCCCCCACUGCUAUUCACAUCUAAGGUGACUUAACAAUGAAAAAGGCCUUGUGAACUAUCCAGACGAUGCAGAAGGUGCCUCUACCCUCAGAUUUCUAUGCAUAUGUGAAAACCAAGAAACUGUCAAACCAUGUAUGUUAGAGGAUAUCAACUCUUGCUUUUAAUUUAAUAUCAAGAAAUUGCAGUAGGUUAGUUUCAUAUUUCUUUGUAACAAAAUAUGAAUUUAAAUUUUACCUUAAAUUUUGAUCCUGACUAAUAUUAGUGAACUUUAUUUAUUUAUUCUUCUGUAGACAUAUUUUUGUUAAAAGAAUGUUAAAGGAAUAAUUUGAAUGGUCAAGUAUAAAUGUUCUUUCAAUUUGUGCCUUUUAAAAGCCAUCCUUUAAUUUUUUUUUCAGUUGCUUGUUUUGAUUCCCCCAUUUAGUCUAAUCACUUUCCAGUCUUUGCUUGUUUUUAAAUCAUUUUUCAUGCUUUUAGAGACCAAGUUUAGGAACUAUUUUUCAAUCUAAACUUAAAACACUUUCAUAUUUUUUAACUUAAUUUUCUUGGGAUCUUAAAAGCAACAAAUCAGCUUUACAACUUCAAAUAAACUUGAAUAAGGGAAACAUCAGUUUGAUUCUGAGGACAUUCCUUUGCCUUACAUGGUUUUGUCUUUGACAUUCUAUGUACUUUUAUUAUUAGGUUGUGAGUUAUUUAUGUACAAAUGUUAAAUUGUUAACGUUUUCAUGUUCUGAUUUUUAGAAUUAUUUAUGUUCAAGAUUUAUUUGUGAAUUUUGUUUCCUACUUAAGCUCAGGACUUUAUAAUCUCUGAACUGAGUGCCUUUGAGUUAUACAUACUAAUAGAGAUUUCAUGAAGUUGGUGGACCUAAUAUAGAAGCUGUAAUGGAUUAAUAUAAAAAUACAACUUAUUUUUUCAGAAACAGGAUGUAAUGCUCACCAUAAUUUAUGUAUGCUAGCAUUUUUAUAGCUGUUUUGAAACUAGCCAUGCUAUUUUUCCCUCCAGAGUAAAUUUUUUUUUGCUUAAUGUAUCUUUUCACUAUGUUUUUAAAAUGGUAAUCAUUUUUAUGUAAUUUCAAAACUGCUCAUUUGCAAAAAGUAAAAGAUCUUAUUUUAAAAGACUCAAAAAAAUGCCAGGUGUGGUGGUGCACGCCUUUAAUCCCAGCACUCCGGAGGCAGAGGUAGGAGGACCGCCGCGAGUUCGAGGCUACCCUGAGACUCCAUAGUGAAUUCCAGGUCAGCCUGGACCAGAGUGAAACCCUACCUUGAAAAAAACUUUAAAAAAAAAAAAAAAGACUCAAAAAAAACUUAAUUGAAAUCAAAUUUUUAAAAAUUUCUAGUUAGGUUUUUCUCCUACCUGCUUCAUUUGUUGUUUGUGUGUCUGUCUGUUUUAACUCAAGGACAGUUUUACUGUAACUUGAGAGAGAAACCAGGCAGUUAGCUGAAGGUCUUAGCAGCUGCCUGGAGGAGGGAGCUGGUUAAGAGGAGAGGGGGAAAGUUAUGCUUUCUAAGUUGUGAUCAGUAUAGCAGGUGGGUUCAGCAAUGUAAGUGUUCUAGUAGUUGCAUAGUGGGAAGGGGGUCUUCAGAGAGAGCAAGGGUGCCAGAGUAUCAGGGCAAGCAGGCUUAGGAUUUGGGCUGGUUCCCAAAGAGGGAAAGAAAAUGUUCCACAACUCAGAAAGCAGGCAGCCUUAGCAAAAGAUAAAGAAAUCUUUUAAUGCUUCCUCCCUCAUCAAACUGUAAUGUAUAUGGUUUUAAUAUGAUGAUUGGACUAUCAAAAUGAUACAUUUCUUUUUGUUUGUUUAUUUAUUUGAGGUAGGGUCCCACUCUAACUCAGGCUGACCUGGAAUCCAUCUGUAGUCUCAGGGUGGCCUCAAACUCACAGCCAUCCUCUUACCUCUACCUCCCAAAUGCUGGGAUUAAAGGCGUGCACCACCACGCCUGGCUCACUUUUUAAUUUUAUCUUUGGCUACCAUUAUACAUCUCAUGAUGAGCACGCUUUUUUUCUUUUAAUAACAUAAGAGAUCCUUUACCCUUUAUAUAUACAUAUAUAUAUAUAUACAUAUAUAUAUAUAUAUAUAUAUGUAUGUAUGUAUGUAUGUAUGUAUAUAAAGCUGGGCAUGAGGGUUUACACCUGUAAUCCUAGCAUUCAGGAGGAUGGAAAGUUUGAGGCAGGUUGGGCUACAUAGUAAAACCCAAUAUCAAGAAAGUAAGCAUAUGGAUCUGGGGAGAAGGCUCGGGGUUAAAAGUGCUUGCUUGCAAAGCCUCAGCAGGCCUGAGUUCAAUCCCCAGUACCCACAUGAAUCUGGACAGGUGUUUGAUUGCAGUGGCAAGAGAUCCUGGCACAUCCAAGUGCAAGUAAAUAAAUAAUUAUUUUAAGUGAACUUGUAACUACUAUGACAGUUAAUCUCUUGCCAAUUUGAUUGGAUCAGGUGUCAAGAGGCCUGAUUCUUGGGCAGGUCAGUAAGGGUGUUUCCAAAAAGGAUUGAACUAAAGGAGGAAGACCUCCCCCAGAGUGGGUAGCUCAUCCUGUGGCAGCCUAGAUAUCAAGAGAUCUCAGGGAAAACCAUCCUUUUCCCUGCCUGCCUCUUCCCCCUUUGCUGGUAAGUUUAUCCACCCUGUUGCUGCCAUUCUCUUGACAUCAGAACCCAGCUUUAGCCUGCCAACAUGGACUGAAGACUAGCAGUUCUCCAGGAAUACUCCAGGCCUUCAGCACCAGAUUGCAACUUGCUGAGAUAUCCAGUCUCAUGGACUGAGCAGCCUGCAAACAACAAUUAUUGGACUCUCCAACCUGUAUCUUGUAUGCCACACUAAUAAAUCUGCUUUUGUAAUUAUA
Molecule: messenger RNA, 4597 nt
Organism: Jaculus jaculus (lesser Egyptian jerboa)
Lineage: Eukaryota; Metazoa; Chordata; Mammalia; Rodentia; Dipodidae
Gene: Gmcl1
Product: germ cell-less 1, spermatogenesis associated
Exons: 14
Coding region: 122-1708 (528 amino acids)
Biological process (GO): germ cell development
Cellular component (GO): nucleus
Molecular function (GO): protein binding
Source: RefSeq, a predicted model, not a curated record